AUGCUGUCCCACAAGUGUGUUCGUGAAGAGGGACAUGUGCUUGUUGAGUCACCACUGGUGUGCAAGAAGUGCUUCCAAUUGGGGUACGACUUCUCGUCUUUCAAGUCCCAUCCGUGCCCCAAAGAGUUGACCUUUGAUGACAAACCCACGCCAGUUGUUUCGACCACCAACUCAGCAGAUGAUCCAGAAAUCCCAGACAAAAGGUGGGUUACUCGGGUUGACCAUGAGCGCAAAACAAGGGUUCAGGCAGACAUGCAGGCUGCCCAAAAGGAAAUCAAACGCUUGGAGCUGUUGAAGAAGUUGCAGCUUGAGCGUCAGCAGUUGGCAAAUUUGAUGGCCCAAAAGCGGACAGCCACCAGUCCAGAGAUGUUGGACACCUUCCCUAUGAGCGAGCACGAGUCAUCUCAAUUGGCAGCAAUUGAGGCCAUGAAAAGUUCUCCGCCAAGCCAUGUGUCUGAAGAGACACCGAAGCCUCUUACCCGCACAGUCAACAAAGACAGCUUAGUAACGCAGGGUGCAGCCAAGGAGGAGCCCAAGGAGAAGUCAAGCGUAGAAGCAGCAUCAACAGAACAUGCAGAGCAGUGCAAAGCAUUAGGCAAAACUCCCAAGCCAAAGGGACGUCCCAGAAACAAGCAUGCCAAAGCAAAGGCUACACCCAAGGCGAAGUCAACUACCAGGGGUAAGAAAGCAAAUGCCACACCCAAGGCGAAGUCAACUGCAAAGGAUAAGACUAAGACUACUCGCAAGGCAAAGACAGGAGAUCGCAAAAGGAAGGCUGGCAAAACAACAGAAACAAAUGGCAAUGAAGGAAUGGAGGAGGAAUACGCAUGGGAUGAGGAGUACAAGUACGAGGAGGCCCAGGAGCCAAUGGAUUGGGAGGAGGAUGACACAGGGUAUGAUGAGGAGAAUGGCGAUCACUCCCAUGACACUUUGCCACCGGCAUCCAAAACCAGGAAGCCACGAGGUAAGGGUAAGACUGGCAAAGCAGCCCCGAGCAGCAGCAGCAAAGCCAAGGUGCCCAAAGCGAGCAGCAGCAGCAGCAAAGCCAAGGCGCCCAAAGCGAAGGCGAAGGCAUCCAGCAAGAAGGAUAAGAAAGUUGCAACUCAGGAGACCACCACUGACCCUGACACUGUGGCGAAAAAAGCAAGGCUAUCUAGGAAGUCGUGUGCAUCCAAGAAAGCCCGUCGAGAAGCCCUGAAUGCUGGCAAAACGCCAGAGGAAGCAAAAGCUGCAGCAGCAAAGGCAACUUGGUUACUUCUAGCUUGCGUUUGA
Messenger RNA from Cladocopium goreaui, 1272 nucleotides. Lineage: Eukaryota; Dinophyceae; Suessiales; Symbiodiniaceae. The record is from the annotation of a GenBank genome assembly.